GGGAACACCUGGGCUGUCAGGGUGGCGCCGCUGAAUGUCUCGCGUUGUUUUUGGUGUCUGUUUACUGUUGGAUCAGUGUUCCGGGUCAGACCUGUCCGGCAGGUUUGUGCGGAGCCGAGCAGCAGGUGAGGACACAGGAGGAGAAGAAGGGCGGGGAAGCGUCGGUGCUGUGUGGAAUCAGGAAGAAGAACAUGGAGCGGUGACAGAACACCCGAACACCGACCGAAACCAGAAUCCAGUUGGUUCUGUGCCACAGACACGCAAUACCUGAGCAGUUACAAUGAGUCGGCACCGUGCAGAUUCUCAGGAUUCCCUGGAGCCUGAUGAUGAGGUCGUGCCAUACAGUGAUGAUGAGACUGAUGACGACUUGGACGAGAGUUCCGAACCGGAAGCAGAAGCACCAACAAGUGUGCCACAGCAGCCGGUGGAGGCUAGACCCAGUGAGAUGAACUGGAAGGUGAAGGCCAACGACAGAGCGUAUCAUCAGCUGCCAGAGUUUGAGAAAAAAGUUUUUCUGUGCAUCAAGAAGAAUCGAUAUUCUGGAAAUGCCAUCAAAACAUACAAGUACAACUUCUUUACCUUCCUGCCUCUGAACCUGUACGAGCAGUUCAAGAGAGCUGCCAAUCUCUACUUCCUGCCCUCCUCAUUUUACAGGUGUGUCUGA
This is a messenger RNA of Thalassophryne amazonica, 664 nucleotides long. Its product is annotated as phospholipid-transporting ATPase IC-like. Lineage: Eukaryota; Metazoa; Chordata; Actinopteri; Batrachoidiformes; Batrachoididae. Gene Ontology annotation, biological process: phospholipid translocation; Golgi organization. Gene Ontology annotation, cellular component: plasma membrane. The coding region runs from base 281 to 664 and encodes 127 amino acids. Gene Ontology annotation, molecular function: ATPase-coupled intramembrane lipid carrier activity. The record is from RefSeq and is a predicted model, not a curated record. The transcript is spliced from 4 exons.